CGUUCCACUUCAUAAAUACCCGCCACAGAUUCAUCAUUUCAGUAUAUCUCUCCCUCUCUCUCUCUUUCUAGUUCAAAUCAAAUAUUUUAAAGCUAAUCUAUCUGCCGGGUCGAGUUAGCGAUUUUAGCCGUCGUUUCAAACCCUAGAAUCUGCAGGUAAGUCCCGCGCUCGAACUUCUUCUAAAUCCAGUGGACCCUGCUUCAUGGCUUGCACUAUGAAUGGAACUGAGGAACAACAGGAGGAAGGGGAAGAUGUGGCAAGUGCUUCUAGUGAUUCAUGUACAGACAAUGAUUUGGAUGAGGACGAAUUAUCAACAUCUCAAUAUGAUGAUGAAUCUCGUAUUGAGGUACCUUUGACUGAUGAAGAAAUAGACGAGUUAAUUGCUGAGUUUUUGGAAGUUGAGAGUAAGGCAGCAGAGGCGCAAGAAUCACUUGAAAAGGAGUCACUUGCUCAAGUGGAGAGUGAAGUCCGGGCAGAGUUGGUACAGACUUUUCAUGGGGAUGAUUUGGAGAUGGCUGUUACUUCUGAAAUGAGAACUUUCGUAGAACAAUGGGAAGCUGUACUUGAUCAACUAGAGAUGGAGAGUGCCCAUUUGUUGGAACAACUUGAUGGCACUGAUGUUGACCUUUCAAUGCUGUAUAAAGCAAUUGAAAGUCAGGCUCCUAAUGUUUGUUGCACUGAAGCUUGGAAGAAAAGGGUACACUGGGUAGGAUCUCAGGUAACAAGUGAAAUUACUGAAUCAAUAUCAGUUGCAGAGAAAUAUCUGCAAACACACCAACCUGUAAGGAGAAAACGUGGAAAACUUACUGAGGAAGGUGCGAGCGGGUUUCUGUGGAAAAAAAUUGCCAAUGAAAACAAUGUAGAUGGUGUACUGGAAAAUUCAGAGGAUGAGUGGGAAUCUUUCUACAAAACUAUUAAAUCUCAUAAAGCGUCUGUGUCAGAUGAUACUUCAUUUGGUAGCAAGCACUGGGCUGCCGUUUAUUUGGCUGAAACACCAAAGGAAGCUGCAAGCUUGGGACUCAAAUUGCCUGGAGUUGAUGAGGUGGAGGAGAUAAAUGAUGUUGAAAUAAACUCUAGUCAUCCUUUUUAUGCGGCUGCCAUAGCAAAUGAACAGGAAAUAGUUCUUUCUGAAGAACAAAAGAAGAACAUUAAGAAGGUCAAGGAAGAAGAUGAUGCAAACAUUGCACGAAAACAUCAACUACAUUUGAAACAGAGAAGACGGAGAAACAGAUCUAAACAGGAGAUAAUUCAGAAAGAUACUUCAGCAGAUGAGGUGCAGGAAAGCAAUUUGGUUGACUCUGUGCCUUCGAAUGGCUGCUCUCAAGUGGCUUCUGGAGCGUUGGGUUGUGGGAAUGGUCCAGUUGCUCUUAAUGUUGACAAUAGUGAUACUUCGCAAGCUUUGAAGGCUGAGGUGCUUCAAGGUUGUGCGGCUUCUAAUGAGCAUGACAAAGAAAAACUAAUGGGUGAUGGCAAUUUUGCAGUUCUUGCUGAAUCUGUUUCACCUGAUUUAACUGAGACAAGAGUCUCCAAGCGUUUGCAUGAAGAAAUUAACUGCGAGGACAUUGAGAAAAAAAAGAGCCGUACUGUUGUUAUAGAUAGUGAUGAUGAAGUACAUGGGAUGGAGGAUAAAUCUGCUUCUCAUAUUUGUAGUGAGCCUGACGUGAAAACAGAUUCUGCAUUGGAAGCUAAAGAAGAGGUUGAUCUUGUUGAUGCUGAUUCUUCUCCUUUGCGGAUUCCGAAUGGGAUAGAAACUUUGGAGACGUUCCAGUGCACUGCUUGUGCUAAAGUAGUUAGAGCGUGUGAUGUACACUGUCAUCCAAUAUUGAAAGUCAUCAUUUGUGAAAGAUGCAAGAUUAUAUUGAAAGAAAAGAUGCAUGAAAAGCAGGAUCCUGAUUGCUCAGAGUGUUAUUGUGGAUGGUGUGGGAGGUGCAAAGACCUCAUAAGCUGUAAAUCAUGUAAAAUUUUGUUCUGUUCAUCCUGUAUAAAAAGGAAUUUUGGUGAAGAAAAGUUUUCAGAAUCUCAUGACUCUACUUGGCUUUGCUGUUGCUGUUCUCCCAUUCUCUUGAAAAGUUUGACAUUAGAAUGUGAUAAAGCUCUUGGUGCUGGUGGUUUGAUGGUUUCUAGCUCUGAUAGUGGCUCUGAGCUUUCAGAUGUUGAGAUCGGUGUUAAAAUCAGCACAAUGAAAAGACGUAAGAAGAAGAUUAGGAGGAUCCUUGAUGACGCUGAACUUGGAGAAGAAACCAAACGAAAAAUUGCUAUUGAAAAGGAACGUCAAGAGCAUUUGAAGUCAUUGAAAGUACAAUUUACUGCUAAACCAUGGAGUGGGAUUACUGUGAAUUGUGAGGGAAAUGUUCCCGAAGGUACAGACAUUGAAAUGCUUGGCGAUAUGAUAAAUGGUUACAUAGUGAAUGUUGUGAGGGAGAAAGAUGAGGAAGCAGUGAGAAUCCCUCCAAGUAUCUCAGCCAAAUUGAAAGCUCAUCAGAUUGCAGGGAUACGCUUUAUGUGGGAAAAUAUCAUACAGUCAGUCCGAAAAGUAAAAUCUGGGGACAAAGGUCUUGGUUGCAUUCUAGCUCAUACCAUGGGUCUUGGUAAAACUUUUCAGGUCAUAGCUUUUCUUUACACAGCUAUGCGAAGUGUUGACUUAGGUUUGAAAACUGCACUUAUAGUUACACCUGUGAAUGUGCUGCACAAUUGGCGGCGUGAGUUUGUGAAGUGGCAGCCUACUGAACUAAAGCCUCUUCGUGUCUUCAUGCUGGAGGAUGUUCCAAGAGAGAGAAGGUUAGAGUGGCUUGUGAAGUGGAGAGCCAAAGGUGGUGUAUUCUUGAUUGGCUACAGUGCUUUCCGAAACUUAUCCCUUGGGAAGAAUGUGAAGGAUAGGCAUGCUGCUAGAGAGAUAUGUUAUUCCCUGCAGGAUGGACCUGAUAUCCUAGUUUGUGAUGAGGCCCACAUGAUCAAGAACACUAGGGCUGACACCACCCAAGCUCUGAAGCAAGUGAAGUGCCAGAGAAGGAUUGCAUUAACUGGAUCACCUCUACAAAAUAAUCUAAUGGAAUAUUAUUGUAUGGUUGAUUUUGUUAGAGAAGGAUUUCUUGGUAGCAGCCAUGAGUUUAGGAACCGGUUCCAAAAUCCUAUAGAGAAUGGUCAACAUACUAAUUCUACAUCAGUUGAUGUAAAGAUUAUGAACCAGAGGUCACAUAUCCUCUAUGAACAGUUGAAAGGAUUUGUUCAAAGAAUGGAUAUGAACGUUGUGAAGAAGGACUUGCCCCCCAAAACUGUGUUUGUAAUUGCUGUAAAGCUUUCUCCAUUACAAAGGAAGUUGUACAAAAGAUUUCUAGAUGUGCAUGGGUUCACAAAUGACAAGGUUUCUGGUGAGAAAAUAAGGAAGCGUUCCUUUUUUGCUGGAUAUCAGGCAUUAGCUCAGAUAUGGAACCAUCCUGGCCUCUUGCAAAUGGCUAAAGAACACAGAGGCUAUGUAAGACAGGAAGAUGCUGUGGAGAAUUUUUUUGAUGAUGAUAGUUCCAGUGAUGAUAACAUAGACCGCGAAACAGUAGCUGGAGACAAGGUGAGGAGCAAGAAUGACUGCAUGGAUAAGAAAAGUGAUAAUGGCUUUUUUCACGAGGAUUGGUGGAGUGAUUUACUUCAUGAAAAAAACUAUAGAGAAGCUGAUUACAGUGGUAAAAUGGUUUUGCUGCUUGAGAUUCUAUCUAUGAGUUCUGAGGCAGGUGACAAGGCAUUAGUUUUUAGCCAGAGUUUAACAACUCUGGAUCUUAUUGAGUUUUAUCUCUCAAAAUUGGUACGAAAACAUGGAGCUGGAAAGUAUUGGAAGCAAGGAAAGGAUUGGUACAGGCUAGAUGGAAGCACAGAUGGUUCUGAAAGGCAAAAGCUGGUUGAGAAGUUUAAUGAACCCAACAAUACAAGGGUGAAAUGCGUUUUGAUAUCAACUCGAGCUGGAUCUCUGGGAAUCAAUCUUCAUGCUGCUAACCGUGUAAUCAUUGUUGAUGGUUCAUGGAAUCCAACUCAUGAUCUCCAGGCUAUAUAUCGGGUUUGGAGGUAUGGUCAGAAGAAACCAGUAUAUGCCUACCGCUUGAUGGCACAUGGAACAAUGGAAGAGAAAAUAUAUAAACGUCAGGUGACAAAGGAGGGUAUUGCUGCAAGAGUGGUGGAUAGACAGCAAAUACAUAGAACUAUGUCUAAAGAGGAAGUGUUACAUCUAUUUGACUUUGGUGAUGAUGAGAGUUUUGAUUUAGUGAGAGAACAGUGCCAUGGGAAUCUAUCUUCAUCUCAUCAAAAUUCGAGUGGCCAUGUUGGAGGUUCACUGAAGCAGAAGUCGGCUUUUCCAAAUGGAAAUUGUUGUUCAGACAAGUUAAUGGAAAGCUUACUUAGCACACACUAUCCAAGGUGGAUUGUGAAUUACCAUGAGCAUGAGACGCUCUUGCAAGAGAAUGAGGAGGAAAAGCUAUCGAAAGAGGAGCAGGACAUGGCGUGGGAAACAUUCCGGCGUACCAUAGAAUGGGAGGAAGUGCAAAGAGUCUCCUUGGAUGAAUCAACGUAUGAGCGGAAGCUGACAAUGGCUAAAGCAGGUGCUCCUGCACCUGAGAGCAUCAAGUCUUCACAAGCCAUGGGCAGUUCAAGGAAUCGGUUAGUGCAGAGAAAAUGCACCAAUCUUUCACAUUUGUUAACUCUUAGGAGCCAAGGAACUAAAGCUGGUUGCACAACUGUGUGUGGCGAAUGUGCACAGGAGAUCAGCUGGGAGAACCUUGGACGGUAAAUAAGCAAAAGAACCAAACAUCAUAUUAUCAACCAUGCUCAAUGUGCUGUAUGUAAUUGUAAUUAAUCUCUGUACAUUCCAAGUGCUGCAAUUCAGCUGUUCCAUUUUGCAAUUACAAUACUAGGCCUCCAAAAUCCAAAUUUGGUGGUCGGUUUUGCCAUUUA
Messenger RNA from Telopea speciosissima, 4932 nucleotides. Its product is annotated as protein CHROMATIN REMODELING 20. The transcript has 27 exons. NCBI's taxonomy places the organism in Eukaryota, Viridiplantae, Streptophyta, Magnoliopsida, Proteales, Proteaceae. Gene Ontology annotation, cellular component: nucleus. Bases 203 to 4768 code for a protein of 1521 amino acids. Gene Ontology annotation, molecular function: ATP hydrolysis activity; ATP-dependent chromatin remodeler activity; ATP binding. The record is from RefSeq and is a predicted model, not a curated record.